Oldenlandia corymbosa var. corymbosa is the source of this 393-nucleotide messenger RNA. The record is from the annotation of a GenBank genome assembly. Lineage: Eukaryota; Viridiplantae; Streptophyta; Magnoliopsida; Gentianales; Rubiaceae.
AUGGAUUCUACUUUCACCACAGAGAAGUUCAGAGUGUUUCAACUAUAUGUCGAGAUACGCCAUUUGGAAGAGGUUUUCAGUUUGGGUGGAGAUGCUAUAUUCCUAGGAUUCAAUUCUGCAGUAUCCGUCUCAAGGGCAGUGGCAGAAGGAAGUGGAUUCCAAGCUAAUUGUAUCUAUUUCACGGAUGAUGUUUUCAGUGAAAUUUCAGACGAAGUAGUUGGGAAUGGCGGCUUUGGAAUGUAUAACGUUGAAGACGGAAGUAUUGAUAGAUUCAGCGACAAUGAAUACCGAUCCAUUCUUAGUUGCAUCAAGCAGCCAAGGGAACCAAACAUUGGAUUGUUGAAUGCUUUUACGACAAGGAGUAUCAAUCAGUUCUUUUUUAGCUGUUGUUAG